This is a messenger RNA of Chaetomium globosum CBS 148.51, 438 nucleotides long. RefSeq lists its product as uncharacterized. The coding region runs from base 1 to 438 and encodes 145 amino acids. The record is from RefSeq and is a predicted model, not a curated record. The transcript is spliced from 4 exons. Lineage: Eukaryota; Fungi; Ascomycota; Sordariomycetes; Sordariales; Chaetomiaceae.
AUGGCAAAAUAUUUGGCUCACCGAAGGAGGAAGGAAGAACUGCUGGGCCAAUCUGUUGAUUCCGUGGCCGCUGCAGGUUUCUCAGUGGAGGACAUUGUGCCUCCUAGUCGCGCCUGUCCCGGCCGUAUUCACGAAAUCCGCGAUAACAUGGGCUGGCACGGCAUCAACACAAACCACAGAGGCCAAAUGAACCCCUGUAUCGGCAUCACUCAGCGGGUGGCCAUGGCGGAAAGAAUGUGGAAGCGGCAAACGACCGGCUACUGCACUAUCUGCCAGACCAAUGGCCCGCAGACCCGCAACCUUGCCGCCGAAAAGUUCCAUCGUCAGAUACCAGCCUCCAGCAUGCCGUACAGUUACGGUCCGCACACAGCCCUCUGGGCUCGACAUGAGCAUGCGAAGAAUCAGUCUAUCGGCAGCCACGAUCCCUCAACGAGAUGA